Hemiscyllium ocellatum (epaulette shark) is the source of this 1545-nucleotide messenger RNA. RefSeq names its product scavenger receptor cysteine-rich type 1 protein M130-like. The record is from RefSeq and is a predicted model, not a curated record. Bases 1 to 1545 code for a protein of 514 amino acids. The transcript has 6 exons. Gene Ontology annotation, cellular component: membrane. Lineage: Eukaryota; Metazoa; Chordata; Chondrichthyes; Orectolobiformes; Hemiscylliidae.
AUGUUCGAUGAUACCUGGAACACAGUAUGUGAUACCUAUUGGGAUUUACAAGAUGCAGCUGUUGUCUGCAAUCAACUCGGUUGUGGGACUGCGAUUUCAACUCCAGGAGGUGCAUACUUUGGAGAGGGAAAUGGACCAAUAUGGAAUUAUAUCCACAUUUGCACUGGCAAUGAAAUCCGUUUGACUGAAUGCCCAAUUGCAUCCAGCGGAGACCGUCAGUGCACACACAGAAAUGAUGCUAGUGUCAUCUGUUCAGGUGAAGAUUGGCAAUUACGAUUGGCUAACGGACAGAGCAUUUGCGAAGGCCGUGUGGAGGUUUAUUAUGACGGUGUUUGGGGGAGAGUGAUUGACACUCAGUGGAAUUUCAAUGAAGCAGAAGUGGUGUGCAGACAGCUGAAGUGUGGCUCUGCAAUAAGCAUUUACAACCACUUGAAGUUUGGGAAAGGCAGCGGACCGACCUGGAUCAACAGGAAUUGUAAUCUGGACAAGAAAAUGUUUGAUACUAUUAUUUGUCUUUCAGAUCAUAUUCAGUUAAAAUUAGUAGAUGGUGGAAGUCGCUGUGCUGGAAGAGUGGAGCUUUACUACAAUGGAAGUUGGGGGACUGUGUGUGAUGAUUCCUGGGAUUUAGCAGAUGCCCAAGCUGUCUGCAACCAACUGAAGUGUGGACAAGCUCUAAAUGCAACAGUUUCCAGUUGGUUUGGUCCAGGCCUGGGGCCUAUUUGGUUAGGCAAUGUGAACUGCAGCUUGAAUGAUUCUGUUCUAUGGGAAUGUCUGGUGGGGCGGUGGAGUGAAAGCGACUGCAAUCAUAAAGAAGAUGCUGGAGUUAUCUGCUCAGACCACAGAGCUGUUAGGCUGCAGGAUGGAACGAACCCUUGUCAGGGCAGAGUCGAAGUUUUCUACAAUGGGACCUGGGGGACUGUUUGUGCUGAUUCCUUUGGAAAGGCGGAAGCAGAAGUUGUUUGUAAGCAGCUCAGCUGUGGAUCUGCCCAAUCUGUGGAAGGUGCUCUUACAUUUGGAAGCGGUUCUGGACAGAUCUGGCUCGAUGAUGUGAGCUGUCGGUUGCAGGAUACAUUCCUGUGGCAAUGUCCAUCCUUACCAUGGGGUGAACACAACUGUAACCAUGGGGAGGAUGUUGGAGUCAUCUGUUCAGAACGAAGACCAAGGGAAAUGAUUAAUAAGGGAGAUAUGAAGAAGAGCAAAACUGAACGAGUUUCAGAAAACUUUGAAUUGCGGCUGGCUGCGGGAUUUAAUAAUUGUUCUGGAAGAGUUGAAAUAUUCUUCAAUGGUAUAUGGGGAACGGUUUGUGAUGAUUCCUGGAAUAAGCAUGUUGCUGCUGUCGUCUGUAGACAGUUAAACUGUGGUCAUCCAGUGUCAGCUCCGGAAGAGAUGCUAUUUGAAAGAGGAAAUGGCACAAUAUGGAUUGAUGAAAUUAAAUGCAAGGGGAGUGAAUUAUUCCUGUGGGACUGCCAAUUGUCAGUUAUGGGCAAUCAUGACUGUGAACAUAAAGAAGAUGUCAAUUUGAUUUGCUCUGGUAUGCCAUUUUAA